This is a messenger RNA of Spodoptera frugiperda (fall armyworm), 4540 nucleotides long. It is a transcript of the gene alph, whose product is annotated as protein phosphatase 1B. The record is from RefSeq and is a predicted model, not a curated record. The transcript is spliced from 4 exons. Gene Ontology annotation, molecular function: magnesium ion binding; protein serine/threonine phosphatase activity; manganese ion binding. NCBI's taxonomy places the organism in Eukaryota, Metazoa, Arthropoda, Insecta, Lepidoptera, Noctuidae. Gene Ontology annotation, cellular component: cytosol; nucleus. The coding region runs from base 341 to 1507 and encodes 388 amino acids. Gene Ontology annotation, biological process: protein dephosphorylation; negative regulation of stress-activated MAPK cascade.
AUAGACAAUUACUAUUUAUGUCCGCCAUUCAUUCUUUUGAGUUGCUUUUUCGUUUUACGAUUCCCGAGAGCACGAUUUGUCAAUUGUCAUCGAGAUCUACGCAACACCAUCGCGUAAUUAAUUAACCUACGUAAAAGCAGUUGAAACAAUAAACUCCACGCGUUUAGGCAUCACAGCCACCAGUGUAGUGUAUCAGCCAUCUGACGUGAUCAUACCGUGAGAUUGUAUCUACCAGUGAUGCUUUUGCCUGCCUUUUACGUUAUCGGUUGCGACGUGAGUUCGAGUGCCUGAUGGUGUGGAAACUAUGUGCGAUUAACUUAAUAGUAAAAGAGGACUCAGUAUGGGGGCGUUUUUGAAUAAGCCCGAGACUAAGAAAUACAACGAGACCGGGGAAGGGAAUGGUCUUCGCUAUGGCGUGGCGUCGAUGCAGGGUUGGCGCGUUGAGAUGGAGGAUGCGCAUCACGCGCAGCUGACUCUGAAUGGUACUUUAUCGGACUGGUCUUAUUUCGCGGUGUUUGACGGGCAUGCAGGGGCACGGGUGUCUGCGCAUUGCGCGGACAAUCUCCUCGAAUGUAUCCUUCAGACGGACGAGUUCCGGCGCGAGGAUAUAGCCGAGGCGAUCCGCGCGGGCUUCCUGGACCUGGACAAGAAGAUGCGGGAGCUGCCGGAGCUGUCCAACGGCGAGGAGAAGUCUGGCUCGACGGCCGUGUGCGCGUUUGUGUCCCCCAAGCAGAUAUACAUAGCGAACUGCGGCGACUCCCGCGCAGUGCUCGCUCGCAACGGUGUGCCGAUCUUCGCGACACGAGACCACAAGCCGGAGCUACCGUCGGAGAAGUCGCGUAUCGUUCAGGCUGGUGGUUCAGUCAUGAUACAGCGUGUCAACGGGAGCUUAGCUGUGUCUAGGGCACUAGGCGACUAUGAGUACAAGAAGGUGGUGAACCGUGGCCCGUGCGAGCAGCUUGUGUCUCCUGAGCCUGAGGUUUCUGUUCACGAGCGGAAUGAGGUUGAGGAUGAGUUCUUGGUGCUGGCCUGCGACGGUGUGUGGGAUGUGAUGAGCAACGAGGCGCUGUGUGCAUACAUACACUCACUGCUUCAGCUGACGGAUGACCUUGUGGCUGUGACCAACCAGGUCAUUGACACCUGCCUGUAUAAGGGCAGCAAAGACAACAUGAGCAUCGUGCUGGUGGUGUUCCCCUCGGCGCCGAAGCCGAACCCCGAGGCCCAGCGUGCUGACCGAGAGCUGGACGAGACACUCCGACAGAGGCUCACAGCUUUGAUAGAGCGCAGCGCCGGUAACGAGGAGCGCGAGGACUCGUCGAGUCACUUCUCCUGGGUGCUGAAGCAGCUCGUGCAGGAGAACAUACCGGGCUUGCCGCCGGGCGGCGGGCUGGCUGCCAAGCAAUCGCUGCUGGACAAAAUAUACAGGGAGUUCUAUCCGGACCACAUCGACAGCUCGGAGACGUUCGACUGUCAGACGGAACUGGCCGACGCGUUCAGCGCUAACUAACGCAUAACAUUACGUUCUACACUAACUCACGGGACGAGCUCGCACACAGCCCGCCGCGACGCGACACCCGCGACAUCUGUGUCGCUGUCAAAUUACUAUUGUUUCGUUAGUUCGGUAAGUAACUUUAGGACACUUUGUUUUGUACUAGUGACACUCACUAAAUUAAUUGUAAUUUCAACAUAUCAAACCAAAGCUUAUUUUCAAAUAUAAGGAUCAGGGAUGAUAUAGAAUACGUUUUUAUUUUCGCUUUCCCAUCGUCAAAGAGUGUACUCGCCAAGUGUGCGGUUUCGUCCCAAAAUUAGCUGAAUACAUCAUACUAGAAUAAAUUAAAUGGAAUUCUAGUUACAUUACUUUAGAAUUUUGAACGUUGGUAACAUUUUAUUUUGUACAUAACUGUCUCGAAUGUUGGGUAAUGUAGUUGGAAUUUUGUUUGAUUCAGUCACUACUUGGUGCUUCGGCUGUGUUGACGCGUCGGUUCUAUUGUACCUGGGAGACCCCUUAUUGUAGUAGUAUGUAACUUUAUUUCUUGUAUUGACUAUAACACGCAGGUGACGUGUUCAGAGAAAACAUAAAUUAAGUUCUGUCUCUGGUCUAAUAAAAUUCCUCGUGUCUUUAUCGCGACAUCUCCUUCAAUGUAAGUGAACUGACUACUGAACAGAGCCGAAGCACGUUGGAAUCCUAAAAUGCAUAUUAUACUAUGUAAUACUCUUUAGGCUGUGGUACGGCCUUCAGAAUAAAUGUUUAUUAUAAUAAAACCUUCUUCGUUUCGCCUCACCACAGCCCCUCACUUGUAUCACACGGCACAAAAUUCAUUAUUUCCAGCCAUGUUAUACUGUAACCCAGCCGGAUUGAAUAUACCCAUCCCUAAGGAACUUUCAUUUGUAUAGCAAACAUUUAUUUUUGUCGCGUUACAAUUUUAUUUUGUGUAGCUUAGAUUAUUUUGUUUCGUGUUAACAUUGGCCAUUCGUGAAUGUCAUAAUAUUAGAUGUAUAAUAUUAGAUAUUCGAUUGGAUGUAAUAGUCUACGAUACAGUUCCCUUGUGUGAGCGGUUCAAUGUUUUACUUUAUGUUCUGGCGCUUAACAUUUUUGUUAAGGACUUGAUAUACAGAUUACCUAAACUUGCUUAGUGUCUAGAGAAAAUUAUUUGUCAGUAGCAAAAUUUUCUAAAUGUCAGUGUUGAGCUUGUAAUAGCAAAUUGAAAAUGGCCAGUCGGAUUUAGUGUAAUCUUAUGUUCCAUUUCACAUGAAAGCCUAAGUAAAAUUGGUUAAUAAUUUCUCAAUUCUAAUAAUAAAUAUCUAGUUUCAUUUUUGUACAUAUUUUUUUCUUUAUUACAACAUACAUAGUCAUUAUCCAAAACGUCAAAGUAACCUUUAUUGAUUUAAAAAAUAUAAACUAGAGUUAUUAAUCGGGAAUUGGAAUAUGGGGUAAUAUUAAUUGUUAGUUUUUUAUUUCUUAAAAAUUAUUGUACUUCGUUUCGUGUUACAGAAAGUAUGAAAUUAGAUUUAAUCGCUUUUUAAAAGUUACGCGUUAUCUAAAGAAAUAUUGGGUAUGCUUUUAAAUUUUUGCUUCGUACUUAGAUGAGGAACGUAACUAAUCAGUUGAUACGCGUAGUCUGUUGCCGUACAAUGUAACAAAUUAGACCGAAUUCCAUUUUGUCAUAUAUUGUUGUUACCAAAUUCUAUGUGUACUAUUCAUUUCUGAUAUUCACCUCUUGUAAAUAAAAGAGAAUAGAAAAAAUACUUUUGUACCUGUUUGUGCGGUUUAGCGUGUAACUAACUAAUUGUGAGGAGUUUAUCGUGUCAGCACUCGUGGAAAUACAUAUAACGUCAUCACAAUCCGCAUUCGUACGUCGUUUGUGUUGGUUUUAGUUGCCGCUUUGCGUUCUGUUGUAAAUCGCGAUGAUAAUGAUUACUUAUCUAUGUUUUAUUCUAAUGCGGUCUCAAAGUGAACGGCCGAAUUAAUAGUAACAUUAAGUAUGUCAUUGGAGUAUUUAAAAUUAAACAUGUUGUAUGUAUUUCCAGCGCCUGAUACAAUAAUGUAACUAAAUAGUUUUUACUGAACAAAAAUAUUUCAAAGGUUUUCAAAUGUGACGUAGGAGGCAUUGUUUUAGUACUUAUAUCUUACGAUUGAAGUAAUAACAACCUAAUAUUAUAAUAAUAUAUUAUGUUUCUAUUUACAAAUGGUACUUGACUACUCUUUCAACAAUGUCUUCUAGCCUUCGACCCUUUUGUAGUCGGGCCAGUUAUGAGAAUAGUACAUUUGUAAAUUCGAACGAUCUUAAUUGAAAAUUCAAACCAUAUCUAAAUUAGUUUAAUAUAUUACGAAAUAAAAAUACAGAAAAUGUUUCCUAGAUAUAAAAUAAUAAUCUAUUUUAUUGGUGGUAGCAAAGCUAUUGCGACUUUAUGAUUAUUUUAAUCUUGUGCAAGACAGCAGAAUACGUAUUAGUAAUAUUUUCCUUCCAUAUAUAGCGUGUAGUACAUUGUCAAGGACGUGGUCUCACUCCGCCCGCGCCGAAGUUCUCGGGCGAAUGAUAUGGUCGUGUUAUGCUGCCUUGCGUUAGUGAUUCGCUAUGACCCCAAAAUUGUCAUUUGAUAUUGCUUCCAUCAAAUUAUUUUCUAUAUUUUUACCAAAAUAUUUUUAUUACCCUUUUCAACCCAUUGUCGAGGUAAACGUUGCGUUCUUGUAUUGUCAUAUAAAUUGUGUUUUUUACUGUGUUUUAGAUUUGAAUGCCAAUUCAAAAUGUGCCUUUGAUGCUAGCUUAUCGAACGUCCCGUCGACACGGACGUUGGUGUCAUGGGCCCCCUCCUGUCCUCACGCGACGGUUGCGUUCCACUUGAUUAUCCAUUAUUUUCUUAAUUAAACCAAAUAUUAAUAUUAGACAGUGGGUUUUGAAUUGGAUUUUAAUGUCCAUCCGGGACGUGUGUCAUCUGUUGUUUUUUUUUAUUUGCUUUCGGACGAAAGUCGACGUCUCACAAAGUGUGUCUCGUUAUUAUCUAGUAGACGCUUGAACAAUAAAUACCUGUACCUUGACAA